AUGACGAGCAAGAUGGAGGUCACACUGCAGGAGAAACCCCCUACAGUGAGCUGGGGUGCCGUCAAACCGCUCCGGGAGGGGCAGGUGGAUGUUGCUGAUCCGACUGGUCUGACCUUCUCUGUCUCUCUUCUCUCUGUGUGCUCAGGAUGCCUGGAGUGCUGCAUCAAAUGCCUGGGCGGCAUCCCGUACCCGUCGCUUAUCGCUACCAUCCUGUUGUACGCCGGGGUGGCGCUGUUCUGCGGCUGCGGGCACGAGGCCCUCUCUGGGACCGUCACCAUCCUGCAGAACUACUUUGAGGUGGUCAGAGGACCCGUGGAUUCCCUUGACGUGUUCACCAUGAUUGACAUCAUUAAGUAUGUGAUCUAUGGCAUCGCCUCAGCGUUCUUUGUCUACGGCAUUCUGUUGAUGGUGGAGGGCUUCUUUACCAGCGGAGCCAUUAAGGACCUUUAUGGAGACUUCAAGAUCACCACCUGUGGACGUUGCGUCAGUGCUUGGUUCAUCAUGCUGACGUACAUCUUCAUGCUGGCUUGGCUCGGGGUGACUGCGUUCACCUCCCUCCCCGUCUUCAUCUACUUCAACAUCUGGACCAUUUGCCAAAACGCCACCAUCCUGGAGGGAGUCACUCUGUGCCUGGACCCGCGCCAGUAUGGUAUUGUGCCAGUUGGGGAGGGGAAGACUGUAUGUACUGGAUCUGACAAGUUUUACAAAAUGUGUGAAUCAAAUGAGCUGGACAUGACAUUCCACCUGUUCGUUUGUUCCCUGGCUGGUGCUGGAGCUGCUGUCAUUGCUAUGAUCCACUACCUGAUGGUGCUGUCAGCCAACUGGGCCUACGUGAAGGACGCGUGCAGGAUGCAGAAGUACGAGGACACCAAGUCCAAGGAGGAGCAGGAGCUCCACGACAUCCACUCCACCCGCUCCAAGGAGCGUCUCAACGCCUACACAUAA
Salvelinus namaycush (lake trout) is the source of this 945-nucleotide messenger RNA. RefSeq names its product glycoprotein M6Aa (gene gpm6aa). Bases 1 to 945 code for a protein of 314 amino acids. The transcript has 7 exons. The record is from RefSeq and is a predicted model, not a curated record. Gene Ontology annotation, cellular component: neuronal cell body; filopodium; plasma membrane. Gene Ontology annotation, biological process: neuron projection development. Lineage: Eukaryota; Metazoa; Chordata; Actinopteri; Salmoniformes; Salmonidae.